AUGGACAAGAACCAGAACCAGAUCAUUGCUGGGACAAGUGGCAGAGGAGACACGACAAUCAAUGUUCAACAGCUUCUGACGAAGCCAUGGUACAAGUAUCCUCACCUUCGAGCGCUGUAUGGAUGGCUCAGCGUGGUGUUGAUGGUGCAGGCUACAAAUGGAUUUGAUGGGAGUUUGAUGAAUGGUCUCCAAGCCUUAACCUACUGGCAAGAGUUCCCAGACUUCCACCACCCUACCGGCGCUCAACUCGGCAUCUUCAAUGGCACCCAAGGCCUCGGCUCCGUCUUCGCGGUCUUCUUCCUAUGGUGGCUAGUCGAGAAAGUCGGCCGAAGGAUUACAAUCAUGAUGGGCGCCGUCAUCAUCAUCGUGGGUGUCUUCCUCCAAUCCUUCGCCCACAACCUGGCCAUGUUCGCCAGUGCAAGGGCAAUCAUCGGGAUGGGUUUGAGCUUUGAGUAUACAGCCGCUCCAAUGCUAGUAGCAGAGCUUGCGCACCCGACGCAUCGGGCGCAGUUGAGCACGUUGCUCAAUACUCUAUACUACUUUGGAGCUACGAUCGCUGCUUGGGUCACGCUGGGGACGUUAACGAUACAAAGUGAUUGGAGUUGGAGGAGCGUGAGUAUGUUGCAGAUGUUCCCGUCCGUCAUCUCAAUCACACUUACGUGGUUCGUGCCUGAGUCGCCCAGGUGGCUCAUCCGCAACGGCAAAGUCGAGCAAGCUCGUGAGAUCCUACUUAAGUACCACUGCGGCGGCGACGAGGAUGAUCCGCUGGUGAACUUCGAGAUGCAGGAGAUUGAGACAACGAUUGCCUUCGAGAGGGAGACGAGCAACGGUGGCUGGUUGGCAUUGUUCAAGACUCGUGGCAAUCGAUGGAGGACAUGGAUUGUUGCGUCCAUCUCCUUCUUGACUCAGGCGACGGGUACGACUCUCAUCGGAUACUAUCUGGUUGUCGUCCUGUCUGGCAUUGGAAUCACGAAUCCUCGCACGCAAUCCAUCAUCAACGGAUGUUUGACAAUGUGGAAUAUGGGCUGGGCCUUCUGGGGCGCCUCUGUCAUCGACAAAUACGGACGACGGCCUAUGAUGUUGACAUCGUUGACCGGUCAACUGCUUUGCGGCUUUCUCCCGUGGACAAUUUGUAACGCGCUAUACACAAAAUACGACAACGUACAAGCUGGCCACGCCGUCAUAGCGUUCAUAUUCGUCGCUUCAGCCUUCUACGCCACGACAUGGAACGGAAUCUUGACUGGCUAUACGGUUGAAUGUAUGGCUUACGAUACACGUAGUAAAUUGAUCGUCACCCAGAACUUCCUGGUCCAGGCUAGUAUCACGGGCUUCAACUACCUCAAUCCUGUGGCACUAGAGAACAUCGGCUGGAAGUAUUACAUCGUAAUUGAUCUGAUCAUCGUCUUGGCCUUUGUGAUUGUAUACUUCACAUAUCCCGAGACAUCGAAGAUCACGUUGGAGGAGGUCAGUACGAUCUUCGACGGUAAGCAUGCCGUAAAGAACGAUCUGCUGCAGGAGCAGAUCGUCAUGGAUGCUACGAAGGGCGGAGAUGGGGACAAAGCUGUCACUGUUGAGAGGCGUGAGUCCUCAACAAACACCGUGCCCGGCACACCCGAUGCGCUGUCAAUCUCCAUCGCCAUCGCCUCUAUCUCUGCACGCGCCUUCUCCUCUCCCAUCCUCAACAAUUCUACCGAGUGGGUGAAGGCGAACAUGAGCGUCUCGAACCUGAUUCUGGGCCUGCUACCCACGAUACUAGCAGUAAUCGCACCAAGCCUGACAGAGAUGGCGGUGCUAGGCGUGCAUCGGCCGAUCCUCUCCAUACUACUCUCUGUGUCUUCUCCAGCAGUCUUGCAGAGCCGAGUCUUCACUUUCGAGAGUCCAGGCGAAGUUUUGAUCAUCGAGUAUUCCCGCCACGAUAUUCGGCAUCCAAUCACUGUGGGUCCCUGGUCUGCUCAAGCGUCGUUAAUCGCUGGAGUCUGCAGCUACGUGAGUGCCCCCGCGGCACUCCCCAACACACUCACCCUGGUCACUCAGAUAACGAACAACCCCAUCCUGGCCUGGGGGUGCACAAGAACCUGGCCAUUGUUCGUGUGGAUGUUUGUGCCGGCCAUCAUACACAUCCUUGCCACAGCUGGAUACUAUCUCACGCUGAAGGAGACAAGUGGCGAAAGAGGCAACGAGUCAGCAACACCGGCUGAGGAGGAAAUACCGAUGCACAGCAUAGUCAAUAGAGGCAAAGGUGUCGAUACUGCAUCGACCGAGACUACGAACACGAUCCAGUCACCGUCAGAAGCGGCUCGGCAUCGAUCCCUACGACAGAGGCCUCGUGACAAAUUCAUGUCAUGUGCUUCACAUCUCCACCCCUGCUACGAGAAUCGAUACAAAUCCCGGCCGAACGACCUGCGCACCGGUAUCAUCCUCAACGGCGUCGCAGGAUUCAUGGAAUUUCUCCACCUGGUCUUUGCAACAGUGUCGUUCUCAGCGCUGCUCUUCAUUGUACAACUGGACGCCAUUGGACAGAUUGCGAUGCGAUUUCUGUGCUCGGCACUAGUCUGUCGUUUCGUGGUCAGGUUUGAGAUAGCAGGUUUACGUGGAAGACAUUCCGGUAUAGAGAAUGAGCACGGUGAAGCAGUACACUCCCAUAGUAAGCAGCGUGAGCGCAUCGACGAUCCUUCGGCUUCCACAAACCAUAGUCGACGGCCUUUUGCGCGAUUACAUAGUGUAUCUUGA
Molecule: messenger RNA, 2730 nt
Organism: Recurvomyces mirabilis
Lineage: Eukaryota; Fungi; Ascomycota; Dothideomycetes; Mycosphaerellales; Teratosphaeriaceae
Exons: 6
Coding region: 1-2730 (909 amino acids)
Biological process (GO): carbohydrate transport; transmembrane transport
Cellular component (GO): membrane
Molecular function (GO): carbohydrate:proton symporter activity
Source: RefSeq, a predicted model, not a curated record